AGCCUCUUGGCUAGCCGACCAGUCUUCAGAAUGGCUUGGGGCAUGGGGCAUGGGGCUGAAAGGUAAUUUGACAGGCGCGCUAUCAUGGCACUCUGGUAGAUGCUGCAACGGCCGUCCUUCAGGGUGCCAAACUGGCAGGAGGCUUUGAGAGUUUGGUGGUCAGAAGGGAUUGGAGGCCACCGAAGCGUCUUGCUUACUUGUCACAGCGCUGGUGAGUGGCAACAUGUACUGUCUACGUUUGCGGAGCUUGCGACAAAGCGCAUCGCUCCCGACAAGAAGGACUUCAGCUUGGCGAUCAGUGCUUGUGUAAAGUCUGGCCUGUGGACAGUGGCGGUCGGCCUGCUUGAUGGGAUGCAGAACGCAUCCAUCACACCAGACCUAAGAGUGAGCAAUGCGCUCAUCAAGGUCUUCAAACAAAAUGGACGCUGGCAGCACGCGGAGCAUAUGCUUUUCCACAUGCCAGCAGUUCCAGAUGCGAGCAGUUUCAGCGCGACAAUAGUAGCAUGCGAGAAGGGCGGGGCAUGGAAACAUGCUCUCGCCGUAUUGUUUGCAAUGCCACCACAGGUUUUGCCACCAGGUACUGCAUGUGGGGCGGCAAUGAGUGCCUGCAAGACAGGUGGCCAGUGGCAGCAAGCUAUCGCUCUUUUGGGAGCCCUGCUGGAGAUGAAGGCUGCACUAAAUGAGAUCAGCUACAAUGCGGCCAUCGUUGCUUGUGGCAAGCACAGCUGGGAAGCAGCCCUGCAAGUGUUUGAAAGGAUGUGCGCUGAGCGUAUUCAGCCUGAUGUCAUCAGCUAUGGCUCUAUUUUGCAUUCUUGCGGAGUCAAAGGGCAGUGGGAGCUUUCAUUGCUUUUGUUCCAUGAUUUGCGGCAAGUUCAGCUUCAACCCAACGAAAUCCUGUACAGCUCUUUAAUCAAAGCUUGUGAUACCGGUGGCGAAUGGGAAGUGGCAUUGGACCUGCUUCGCUCGAUUCACUUGGAUGCUGUCCGGCCCGACGCUUUUGUUUGUGGUGCUGCCAUCAGCGCUUGCGAACAAGAAGGAUCCUGGAUGGAAGCAUUGCAGCUCAUGGAUUGGAUGUUGGAGUCCACAAUCCAGCUGAACCUGAUUUGCUGCAAUGCAGCCCUGAGCGCCUGUGACAAAGGCGGACAGUGGCGCCGCGCAUUGCUUUUGCUCAGCAGUUUGCCCAACUUCGUUGUCAAGGCUGACACAAUCACCUACAGCGCGGCGAUCAGUGCUUGCCAAGAAUGUCACAAAUGGGAGGAAUCAUUGGCACUAUUGCGGGCAAUGGACGAUGAGAAAGUAUUCCCAAAUGAGAUCACUUACACCUCUGUAAUCAGUGCCCUUGAAAAAGCUGGCCGAUGGGAGUUAUGCUUGGAGAUGUUGACAAGGAUGAUGGAUAUCGAUCUAGAACCAAAUUUGGCAACCUAUGGAGCGGCUAUGAGUGCCUGUGAUUUAGCUGCUGCAUGGACUUCAGCCAUCAGCCUUGUGCAGGACAUGUUGUCCAGUCGUUUAGUCCCUACAGGAAUGAUAGCCGGUUCAGCUAUCGGGGCCCUGCGCAACAAGACCAAAGGUUUCGAACUUUUGAGCAGCAUCGCGUCUUCCUGGCCCCCACUGGAACCCACCAGCCAAGCUAACAAUGUGACGGUGGCAGAAAUUUUGGCCGAGGGGCCAGGCAUCCUGGCCGUCACCAAGCCGGCUGGCAUAAGGACCGAGCAGCUGGUGGACAAAAUUGCAAAAGAGUUGCAGACGCCAGAACUCUAUUUGGUGUCCCGUUUGGACCAUCCAACUUCAGGUGUCUUACCGAUAGCUCUCGGCAGUGAGAGCUCACGGGCCGUAAAUUGGUUUCAAGCUCAAUUUGCUGGCCGACUCGUACAGAAGGAGUACCUUUGCUUGGUGGAAGGCCAAGUUGGAGAUUUGGGCUUUGCUGGGCAGAUCUCGGCACCACUCUUGACAAUUCGGAAAGGUGAUAAGAUGCGGACACGGGUAUCAAAGCUCGGGCGGGAUGCGUGUACACAAUACAAGGUCGAGGCUCUCUACACUUGGAAGCAAGCAAUGCUGGAGUUGAGCCUUCUCGCUGUUCAACCUUUGACUGGGCGAACACACCAGAUACGAGUUCAUAUGGCCAGCUUGGCUUAUCCAAUUGUUGGAGACAGAAGCUACGGAUCAAAGCUUGUUGGCGGCAUCAUCUAAUCGAGAGAGAGGGAGAGAGAGCGAGACCAGGAAGCAAAGAGACACCGACGCCUGGCGGGGCCAGGUGACCUGCAUCCGGAUGUCACAUCCUCAAAGUCCAUUAGUCAUUAUAGUCAUUGGUCAUUGGCCAGUGUAUUUCAAUGUUGUUUUUUGUCCUUUUUGUUUUUUACAAAUACAUGCAUCGCUGAAGUCAGGCUACAUUGUCUCCAGCUUGCCUUCUGUUGGCCACUUUUGGCCACAGAAGGACAAGGCUUUGUAACUAGAUCCUGAAUUUGUUUGCUGGAGUUGGCU
Molecule: messenger RNA, 2478 nt
Organism: Durusdinium trenchii
Lineage: Eukaryota; Dinophyceae; Suessiales; Symbiodiniaceae
Source: the annotation of a GenBank genome assembly